Messenger RNA from Chlamydomonas reinhardtii, 1742 nucleotides. RefSeq lists its product as uncharacterized. The record is from RefSeq and is a predicted model, not a curated record. The transcript has 4 exons. Gene Ontology annotation, molecular function: S-adenosylmethionine-dependent methyltransferase activity. Bases 93 to 1385 code for a protein of 430 amino acids. Lineage: Eukaryota; Viridiplantae; Chlorophyta; Chlorophyceae; Chlamydomonadales; Chlamydomonadaceae.
ACCCGCGACAGAUCACUCCUGGUGGCCUUUCCGUGCUCCGUUUCAUUUGCUGUGUGUAUAGAAUUACGAUACACGUAUUAGUUGCCGCUGACAUGCCCAGCGCCUCGCCUCGCGCGCUCCCGCUGUCGGGGCCAGGCAUUACCUCUGCAACGCGCUGCCUUACGCGGCCGCUCUCGCGUCCAGCACCAUGCCCGGCGCAGCCUAACAGGCAUGUUGGCCAUGCUCGCGCGCAGCGCCUGCGGUGCGCUGCCUCGGGGGCACCUGGCGACGGUGGCAAGCAAGACAGCCAGUCCACCGCACCCGCGUCGAAUGGCGCGCCCCCGAUUGCACCCGCCUCCGCUCCCGGCGUCGCGCGGCGCACCGCUCUGCUAGGCGCCGCCAUGCCGUGCUGUGCGUGUGUGUUUUGCGGCGGCGGCGAGGCCAAGGCCGCCGGGGGCUCGGGUGCUGGCGGCGGCCGCAACCCCCUGUACGACAGCUACUUCGCCAACGCCAUGAGGUACGGCAUGGACGACUACGAGGCCGCCAUUGCGCCCGUCAAGUCGCAGCUGUUCGGCUGCCUGCUUGGCGGACUGCUGGGCGGCGGCAGUAGCAGUAGCAGUAGCAGCAGCAGCGGCAGUAGCAGUAGCAGUAGCAGCGGCAGUAGCAGUAGCAGCGGGGACCCAGUCAAGUUGCUGGAGGUGGGCAUCGGCACGGGGCCCAACUUCGACUUCUACAAAAUGGCGCUGCAGCAGCAAUCUGGAUCCGGUCUUGCUGGCGGGAGCCGGCCGGUCCACAUCGUGGGUCUGGAUCCAAAUCCGGAGAUGCUCAAAUUCGCGCGCGAGGCCGCCGUCUCGGCCGGCUUUAGCCUGCGCGAUGUGGAGCCGGCCGGCAGUAGCGGCAGUGCCGGCAGUAGCGGCAGCAGCAGCAGCGGCAGGGCGGUGGAGGUGUCACUGGUGGAGGGCGGGGUGGAGGCGCUGCCGUUCGCGGACGGCGAGUUUGAUGGCGCCGUGGUGACACUGGUGCUGUGCUCGGUGCCGUCGCCCACCACGGCUCUGUCGGAGCUGCGGCGAGUGGUGCGGCCGGGCGGUCGGGUGCUGCUGGUAGAGCAUGUGGGGGCGGACGCAGGGUCGCGGCCGCUGCUGCGGCUGGUGCAGGGGGCGCUGAGUCCGCUGCAGCGGGCGCUGGCGGACGGGUGCAAUCUGGAUCGGGACACGCUGAAGGCGGUGCGGGCGGCGGGCUGGGAUCCGGAGGUGGCGGGGCAGGGCGCGGGGGACAGGAGCUGGGGGGAGGGCCUGGGUCUGGGCGGGAGCGGGGGAGGGGGCGGCGGGGGCGUGGGGCUGAAGCAGUUUGACCUUGCGGGCAUGUCCAUCUUGGCGCCGCACCUGGCCGGAGUAAUGGUGCGGUAGAGAUUUGCAGUGGGCUGCACAGCUGCGCGGGUGCAGUGCGUUUGCGCGGGUGCAGUGCAUUUGCGUGUGUGCAGUGCAUCGGGCAGGGGGAAGCGUCGUGAGCGGCCAGGAGUUCGAACGGCGGCGACCUGAUUUGUACAAGUUCAAGGAGACGUGACCGCAUCAUGCCAAUCUAUGUAAGUGGACACUGUUGCUGGUUUAAGGACGUGAGGGGGUGAAAGUGGCGUGCGUUUGGUGCUACAGGUCCGGGGUGGACCAGACCACACCGCCAGCGAGGCCGAGCGGGGCCGCGCGGGGCCCAGCGCCUGCGUGCAUCGGUAGUCUGGGCAACGGGCACCGAUUAAGUAUAAAAGGGAG